AUAAAAGUGCGGAGAGAUACAAGAAAAAUAUUUCAAGUCUAUAGCCAAAGGUUAAAAUGGCUGAAUCGAUCAUCAGAUAUAGGAGGAGCAGAAGUAGUGGUACUGGUUUGAUGAUAUUUACAUUUUCAAUUGCUUUAGAGUUUUUGUUAUUGGUUUCAGCAGCAGAAAUAUCAUCAAAUAGUAGUAGUCAUGAUUAUUAUGUACCUGCUGAUUACUUUCAUCAUCAAAGAAAUCUAUUAAGUGAGUCAGAGCAAUCUGGUUAUCGGCAUCAGUGGCCAGAAAUGAAAUUUGGUUGGAAAAUCAUAGUUGGUUCAAUAGUUGGAUUCAUUGGAGCAGCAUGCGGGAGCGUAGGAGGAGUGGGAGGAGGUGGGAUAUACGUUCCAAUGCUUACCUUAAUCAUUGGGUUUGAUGCAAAAUCUUCCGUUCCAUUAUCCAAGUGUAUGAUAACAGGCGCAGCUAUGUCAACAGUGUAUUACAACUUAAAGAGAAGGCAUCCAACACUUGACAUGCCAGUUAUUGACUAUAAUUUAACACUUCUUAUGCAACCUAUGCUCAUGCUUGGUAUCAGUUUUGGUGUCAUUCUCAGUGAGAUCUUUGCUGAUUGGAUGGUCACCAUUCUCCUUAUAAUUCUUUUCCUUGCCACUUCAACCAUGUCAUUCUUCAAAGGGGUUCAAAUGUGGAAAACGGAAUCCAAAUUAAAGAAGGCUGCCAGUUGCGUGGAGUCAAAUUGUGAUCAGUUGGGCAAGGAGGAUAAUCAUUUACCAUGUGAUGAAUUAAGCAAUAACACCCAAAAGGAGAUAAUACGAACUACGGUCCCCAUUCUUGAAAAUGUCUAUUGGAAGGAACUUGGACUUCUUGUUUUUGUAUGGGUUGCAUUCCUCAUAGUGCAGAUUCUUAAGAAUAAGACAACUACCUGUUCAACAAGUUACUGGAUACUAUCUGCAUUGCAGAUUCCUGUCUCAGUACUAGUGACAAUCUACGAGGCAGUUGGAUUGUACAAGGGAGAGAAAGUGAUUGCAUCUUUAGGAGAAAAGGGUGCAAAUUGGAGUGUCCAUAAACUAGUUUUCUUUGCACUUGUUGGCGUAUUUGCCGGUAUGGUUGGUGGGUUACUAGGUAUGGGUGGUGGAUUCAUUAUGGGUCCUCUCUUCUUGCAGCUUGGAAUUCCUCCACAGGUUUCAACCGCGACGGCUACUUUUGCCAUGACUUUUUCUUCAUCCAUGUCUGUUGUUGAGUACUAUCUUCUCAAGCGUUUUCCAGUCCCUUAUGCUCUCUACUUCCUAGGAGUGGCAACUCUAGCUGCAUUAGUUGGACAACAUGUAGUGAAAAAGAUUAUAUCGGUAUUAGGAAGAGCAUCUCUCAUCAUCUUCAUUCUCGUCUUCACGAUCUUCAUUAGCGCAAUCUUACUAGGUGGAGUUGGGAUAGCAAACAUGACCAAUACGAUCGAGCAUAACGAGUACAUGGGUUUUGAGGAUUUGUGCACAUGACUACAAUGUAAAUUGAUGGAGCUAAUUAAAGCCCCUUUCCAUUAUAAUAUUGUAUAUCCAUUCUUUGGUAGGCUGGUAGCAUGAAAUAACGAAAAAAUGGUUCUUAUAUAGGUAUGAAGUGACACAUUUUUUACUUAAUUAGCAUAUAGCUCUAACUCUAAGAUGUUAGUACAAUAAUUGUGGCGAACCGGGAAAUGACGACUUCGGCGCACAGCCGUGCGCAUCAUGACCUCCCAACGCGUCACUCUGAUUCUAGUGACCGGACCGAUAGAAUUUCUUUUGUGAAAACUACUGUGAGAUCCAUUUUGUCAGAUUUAUCCACUAUGAAAUUUAAGGACGUAAAAUUUCACGCGCGCAUCCAAUUUUUGGGAAAAAAUUACUCCAACACCCAUAGUUUCUGGAAUUCUCUUCUCAUUUAUUUAUUUGUCUGAAAAUUGAGAAAGAGAUGCACUGAGAUGGCGGCCAUGGAAUUCAGAGAAGAAAGAUCAGCAGAGAGUGGAAUUGAUGAUUUGAGAUGGAAGAAAUCGACUGCAAUUUCACUAUCAACAGCUUCUUCUUUAUUUGUUCUCUCUAACCCACGGCUAACACCCAUCUUCUGAUUCUCAAUAAUCUCUCAAUUUAUUCCAUCUGCUUUUGAUUUCGAAUAAAACCCACAGAUCCCCUUUUAAGCUUGUCUCAAUCCACCACAACAUCGAUUAAUCAUACUCAGAUCGAACCCAUCUCUGAUUCAGUUGCAGUGACAACCAACAAUAUCAAUCUCUUUCUUAACUCUUCAUCUCUCGAAUCAACAGCAAACCCUCAAUCUCGGCUAUUUCCAGUGAACCCAUCGUCAAUCUCUGCACCAAAGCUCAGAUCCCCUUUCUUCAAUUCUAAUUUCUCAAAUCAGUUCAACACAGACCAAUCUUGCCAUUGCUUCAUUCUUCCGUUCCUUGAUUUCCAUUCUCAGCUCUUCAACACCAGCGAACACCAUUAAUUCAUCAACCUAGCAAAAUUCCUGGAAGGAUCUCAGAUCAUAGUCCAGUAAAUAAGAGUUCUUCAAUUCCAUCACUUGCCGCAUCACCGUCUCGUAAGAUGUCAAAUGGAGUCGGCCCACCUCUUCACAAGAACGGGCGACAACCAGUCUCUACGGCAGGGAAGAAGAAAAGUAGUGGGUAUGGCAAGUAAAUACAUACUGGUUUAAAGAUGAUAAAAUAAGUCAUUUUUAGGUUUCAUUGUGGAUUUGGUAGAGAGAUAGGAGAGGAGGUUUUUUUGUCUUUUAAACGAUUAACACAACAAUACUCCAGUUGCUUGUACUAGUGUGGUGGUGCGGUAUCUCCUCAAGAGAGAAGUUGGCCAAUCUUUUUGGCUUGAUUUGUGCAUAUGAUUAGAGGAGCUCGAAUUUUCUUUUUGUUGUUUAUUUUGUCUAUAUCGAACUUCUUGCAUAUACAGAGAAGAAGAAAAAGAAAUACUAAAACAGUUGAAAAGAGGAGGAGCGCAUAAAAAGAAAUUGCAGUCGCAGAAGACUGAUGCUGUGGCUACAGAAAUUGCAGGUGGUACUGAUGAGGAUUGUUGAAGCUUAUGGCACUGUUUAGAUGAAUGUUAGGACUUGCAGGUGGAGUUAUGGUCGAAUUCUGAUGCUGCCGGUGAGAGUAUGAAAGCAGCAGGAAGAAGCGCAGCUAAGUUGCAAUGACAAUUGUGCAAGAAUGGUUAGUUUUGAGGUAUUGCAGCUGAGGUGGUGAUGCAGUGUGCAACUGGUAUUGGGUGGAUGUAUUGUGUGCAGUAUUGCGAAAAUGGAGGUGUGAAUAGUGAUGUAUAACAGGUUAUGCAUCUAUAAAAUUUGUUGCAUAACUUGUUAUGCAUUCUCGAAAUUGGCUGCAAAACACGUUCUUCAGCUUUUUUUUUUGCAUAACUUGUUAUGCAGUCCAGAAAACAGUUGCAUAACACAUUAUGCAGCUACUUUUUUCUUAGUAUUGAAACCAACAAAAAAUAAGGUUGCAUAAC
Messenger RNA from Papaver somniferum (opium poppy), 3464 nucleotides. RefSeq names its product sulfite exporter TauE/SafE family protein 3-like. The record is from RefSeq and is a predicted model, not a curated record. NCBI's taxonomy places the organism in Eukaryota, Viridiplantae, Streptophyta, Magnoliopsida, Ranunculales, Papaveraceae. Gene Ontology annotation, cellular component: Cul4A-RING E3 ubiquitin ligase complex; membrane. The transcript has 11 exons. Bases 57 to 1484 code for a protein of 475 amino acids. Gene Ontology annotation, biological process: protein ubiquitination.